Molecule: messenger RNA, 1633 nt
Organism: Antechinus flavipes (yellow-footed antechinus)
Lineage: Eukaryota; Metazoa; Chordata; Mammalia; Dasyuromorphia; Dasyuridae
Gene: ISCU
Product: iron-sulfur cluster assembly enzyme
Exons: 5
Coding region: 607-1128 (173 amino acids)
Biological process (GO): intracellular iron ion homeostasis; iron-sulfur cluster assembly
Cellular component (GO): cytoplasm; mitochondrial matrix
Molecular function (GO): 2 iron, 2 sulfur cluster binding; ferrous iron binding
Source: RefSeq, a predicted model, not a curated record
CAGACUCCCAGACUCCACUCCCGACUGUCCCCGUGGAGACAGGGGGCGUGGCCACGCGAGAGACAAAACCCGGAAGGUCCGCCGCUAGGGUGCAGUCACGUGAAGAGAGCUGGGCAAAGCGCGGCCGCGAGGGCUCCCCUCCCAAUUACCCCGCCCCUCCCCCUCCACUCCCCCAUCCCUCCCCCUCCUCCUCCCCUUUCUCCCUCGGCCCAGCGGCCGCCCAGCUUUCCCCUCCGGCUUAGGCCCCACCUCUGAGCCCUCUUUCUCCUUCCCUUCCCCCUCCCUCCGCCCCGUUGUUCCUCGCGUUUCCUCCCUCCUCCCCUUUCUCUUCGCCUCGCUCAAUCCCAGCUCGGCCCCGCCCCCGCCAGUUCCGCCCCGCCCUCGCCUGGUAGACCCCACCCCCACCUGCUAGGGCCCCGCCCCCUCACUUUCUAGAGUCCAGUCGAACUGGGUCCCGCCCCCUCACUUUCUCCACCCCUUCGCCUUCGGCACUACCCGCCCGAUUUGGGCACAGUCCCUUCGACCCCGUUCCCUAGCUCAGAGCUCCGCCCCCCAGACUGUCGGCCGCGGCCCCGCCUCCUCAGCGGCUCAGCAUUCAGACACAACAUGGCAGCAGCGGCGGCGAAGGCUGGAUUGGCAGGGUUGAGGCGAGCGGCCUCGGUGGUGUGCCUACGUACUCGUCGGCCGCCCCUCCGGGAGCUCUCGGCUCCGGCCCGCCUGUACCAUAAGAAGGUGGUCGACCACUACGAGAACCCCAGAAACGUAGGGUCCCUGGACAAGUCAUCCAAAAAUGUGGGCACCGGGCUGGUGGGGGCGCCGGCCUGUGGGGACGUCAUGAAGUUACAGAUCCAAGUGGAUGAGAAAGGGAAGAUUGUGGAUGCCCGGUUCAAGACGUUUGGCUGUGGCUCGGCCAUCGCUUCGAGCUCCCUGGCCACCGAGUGGGUUAAAGGGAAAACGGUGGAAGAGGCCUUAACCAUCAAGAACACGGACAUUGCCAAGGAGCUGUGCCUGCCCCCGGUGAAGCUGCACUGCUCCAUGCUUGCUGAAGAUGCAAUCAAGGCUGCCCUGGCGGACUACAAACUGAAGCAGGGCACUCCAAAUAAAGAGGAACCCGAGGAGAAGAAGUGAUUGCCCCCCCACCCCGCGCUCCCCACUCCCGCUGCAGCCUGCAGGCUGGCUGGGCCGUCCAGGCUCCCCUUCCAGUGCAGUCGAUCUCACCAUAGAGCUUAGGAAGCUCUUGUACCCCAAUAAAAGCGCUAUGUGGUAAUCACACACAAUGUCCUCCUAUUCUAGCAGCACUGAUUCAUCCCUGUGAUGUGCACACCUUGUGCUCUCUGUCCCUGGGCUUGCUUCUGUACCAUCACCCGCCUCAAGGCCUGAUGAAACUGGAUGUUGUGAAUUGCGUGAUCUGUGUUACCUUGACAAAUACUGGAAAAACCCCAAAUGGCUUUCAUCUGAAGGGGAUGACUGAUUUAGCACUUAAUUCACCUGAGUGGGUUGGGGAAAAAAGUUAUUGCUAUGGAUUGCCUUGGUAUAAAUGUUGGAAAGAACCAUUAUUGUACAUAAAACAGAUCUAUCUAUAUACAUCUAUGCACAUUAUAUAUAUAAAAAGCAUAAUAAAACUAUAAGAAUC